Molecule: messenger RNA, 2950 nt
Organism: Silurus meridionalis
Lineage: Eukaryota; Metazoa; Chordata; Actinopteri; Siluriformes; Siluridae
Gene: tspy
Product: testis specific protein Y-linked
Exons: 7
Coding region: 412-2013 (533 amino acids)
Biological process (GO): nucleosome assembly
Cellular component (GO): chromatin; nucleus
Molecular function (GO): chromatin binding; histone binding
Source: RefSeq, a predicted model, not a curated record
UUUAUCAUUGGCUGAGGAAGGUAUUGCGCGGCGCGUUUCAGCCAAUCAGAGCAUUGUUUUCCUCGUUCGUAUGAGCAUUUGGCUUCAGCCAAAUGGCGCACGGAAGGACAAAUUAUAAACAAGUACGCGGAACUGGGAAACACGAGGCCUUAUUACACGGCUAAGUAGGAAAAUUUUACAUUUUAAUAGCAGCAGUGCUGUCAGCGCGGAGAAAACUAACACUUUUGAUAGUUAGCAUAUAGCCGAGGUAGGCCUGUAAACUCAAGGUAACUCCGCAGAGGAGAAUUGCUAUGCAAACGGGUUAGCUAGCUAUCGAGUUAGUUGAUUAGCUUAGCCCAUCGGUAAGCUCACCCAUAUCAGUGAGUCAAAUACGUAAGUUUACAAUAACAAGUGUUCGCUGCUGAAUAGAACAUGAGUAAAGCGCCGGACAGCAGCAACAAGCCGUCCGAAUGCAAUAAGAAGAGAAGCGCGAGCCCGAGACUGCAGGGGGAGGAGGAGGAUGACUCCCCGCUGUCCAAACGACCCAGAGUGGCCGAGGAGGAAGAUGGAGAGAGUCAUACGCGUGAACGCGCUGAACAGGACGGGGUUCGAUUAAAGCACAAAAAUGGCGCAUCGGAGACCAGCGGUGCACCUGAAAGUACAAAGAGGACAGAAAGAAUGAGUGAAAGUAAACGGAAGAACGGAGAUGGAGGCGCAGAGUCGUCCGAAGGCCAGAAAGCGCGCUCUGAUUGCGCAACUAUAGUCGCUGCAGAAACACUCGCGAGUCUCACCAGAGGCGGGGAAGUAGCUGCUGAAGCGCCUUGUUCAUCCAAGCAAGCUCUCGGUGAAAGCACGGCCAGUAAUCAGAGCCGUGCCGACCUGGAGCGGAGCGGACGCGCAGAGGACAGAGGCUCUGUAUCUGCAAGUGCCGGAGUAGAGGCGCGGGUGCGCGCACGCCGCGCAGAUGAGGAGGAGGAAGAGGACGACGAUGAUGAUGAGGAGGAGGACUCCCUCCCCGGGUCGUCCUUGACAGCCAGCUCGUCCGAUGACGACGACGACGAUCAGGAACGCGAGGAGUGCGCCAUAGUGUCGGAGCAGAUGGCCCCCGAGCUACGACGCUCCGUCGCGCUCCUGGCGCACGUGCAGAUGCGCCUGGAUGCGUUGGAGAAGAAGGGCGCGCGCCUGCACCGGCGCCUCGAGCUCAGCCUUGGUCGGCAGCGGCGUCCUCACCUCGAGCAGCGCGCCGCCAUCGCGCAGAGCAUCCCGGGAUUCUGGCUCACCGCCCUUCUCAACCACCCACACCUGUCAGCACAAAUUGAUGAAAAUGAUGAAGAUGCUCUAAGCUACAUGAUCAAUUUAGAGAUCGAGACUUUCAAAAACAACAAACUUGGCUACCGGAUUUGCUUUAAUUUCCGUCGGAACCCGUUUUUUCAGAACAAAGUCAUAGUAAAAGAGCUUCAUCUUGGAAUGGGAGGAUCCCCAGUUUCUUUCUCAACACCAAUUGUUUGGCACCAUGGACAGUCCUUGACAAGAAAUGGAGGACCAAGGCGGAAUUCAAGAGGCAUUUACGAGAGCUUCUUCCACUGGUUUGAUGACCACAGUAGUCCUGGGAUGGAUGAAAUAGCACAGAUCCUGAAGGAUGACCUGUACAAAGACCCUCUUAGGUAUUACCUGACACCACUGUGGGAGCCAAGAGAAAAUGGCGGCACAUCCAAACCAGCCCAAGACAGUAACGGAGAUGAGUGUGUGAUCAUAUCGGAUUCGGAUGAUGACCAGGAACUGGUCAGCCAGGACCGACAAAAAGAACUAGAAGAUCAGGAUGAUGAUGAUGAUGUUGAAGAAGAAGGUGAAGUCACAGGUGCAGCUGACAGUGAUGAAGAAGGGAUGGAAUCUUCCACUGAGGAGAGGCAAGAAGAGGAAGUAGAUAUAGAGGAAGUUGAUGAGUUGUGUCACUCAGCCAGCAGCGAAGUCAGAGAGCUGGCCCAGGAAGAGGAUGAAGAAAAUAUUGAAGUGAAUGAGGAUGAGGAAAACUAACUUCAGUAUGCAGAUAAAGUUUAGUGUUAUUCCUCAAUCAAAUAAUGGACUCAUUAGGGCAUUGUUAUUGUAAGUAAAUGUACCAUGUCUGAUCAAUCCAAAAUCAUGUCCAUUAUUAAAGAGGUAGCAAAAAAUAAAAACGAUUCUGGUUGUAAUACAAGAUAAUCCAAGAUGAUGUCAUUUAUAUUGUGCUCUAAGGAACAGGAUGUAGAUAUAAAAACUAGAAAGUUUAUGUUAACAUGGCAGGAAGCAAUUCAUAUGUACAAUCUUUACAGCAUACUUUUUUUUUUAAUUGCAUGGUAAUUUUUAGUGGGCCAGACACUUACUUUAACUGUGACCAGUUAAAAGUUCCUGGUAGCCCACAGCAACGUUUCUGCUUGUUUUUUCAUGAUGCAUGCAUAUAUGUAUUUUUUUGCUAUGCAUAAGGAUUUAUAUGACCAAUACCACAAAAUCUAAACCCUUUAACCAAAUUUGUUGGUUGUGAGUUUGUAAUUUCUUUAAAAAAAUGUUUGUGGUAAUCAUUCUUGAAGGGUGUGUUCUAGAUAAAUAUGAACUAGAUGCACUUAGUUCUGAACCAAAACUGGACCACUCAGGGAUGUUUAUUACAGUGGAUUUGUGUUUUUAUUGAAUAUAAUAGGAUUUGUUACUUUGCUCUGAUUUGUUAAUAGUUAUAAAUGCAUUUACAUAACUAUAAAACAUUUUUUGUAAGAAUAAGCAGAAACACUUCUGCCACAAUGAAAAACCUUUUCUGUGCAUGGUAGGAAACUUGGUCUCUUGUUUGUACUAUAUGGCAGCUUUCUUUAUAAUAAUGGCACUCAAAUAGAUGGCAGCACACUGUAAAUACAUGUGCAUCAACUUGCUAUAAGCAGUCACAGGCUGCAAUUAAUAAUUAUAGUUUUUUAUUUUUUGACAUGAAAAUAAAUCAAAACUCAUUAGA